Messenger RNA from Elgaria multicarinata webbii, 1335 nucleotides. RefSeq names its product actin like 6B (gene ACTL6B). Gene Ontology annotation, molecular function: chromatin binding. NCBI's taxonomy places the organism in Eukaryota, Metazoa, Chordata, Lepidosauria, Squamata, Anguidae. Bases 22 to 1302 code for a protein of 426 amino acids. Gene Ontology annotation, cellular component: NuA4 histone acetyltransferase complex; SWI/SNF complex. The record is from RefSeq and is a predicted model, not a curated record. The transcript has 14 exons. Gene Ontology annotation, biological process: chromatin remodeling; regulation of transcription by RNA polymerase II; nervous system development.
UGGAGCUGCCUCAGAGCCGUGAUGAGCGGAGGGGUCUACGGAGGAGAUGAGGUGGGGGCCCUGGUCUUCGACAUUGGCUCCUUCUCGGUGCGAGCCGGCUACGCGGGGGAAGACUGCCCGAAGGCGGAUUUCCCCACCACAGUGGGCUUACUUUCCCACGAUGAGUCGGCCAUGGAGCUGGACGGGGAGAAGGAGAACAAAUCGGGGAAGAUCUAUUACAUCGACACCAACUCCUUGCACGUGCCGCGGGAAAGCACGGAGGUCAUCUCGCCACUCAAGAACGGGAUGAUUGAAGACUGGGGCUGCUUCCAGGCCAUACUGGACCAUACCUACAACAAACAUAUCAAAUCGGAGCCCAACCUGCACCCGGUGCUCAUGUCCGAGGCCCCGUGGAACACGCGGGCCAAGCGGGAGAAACUGACGGAGCUCAUGUUUGAGCACUACGGCAUCCCGGCUUUCUUCCUGUGCAAAACGGCCGUGCUCACUGCCUUUGCCAAUGGACGCAGCACUGGCCUCGUCCUGGACAGCGGUGCCACGCACACCACGGCCAUCCCAGUGCAUGAUGGGUACAUCCUACAGCAAGGAAUCGUGAAAUCCCCCCUGGCCGGAGACUUCAUCUCCAUGCAGUGCCGCGAACUUUUCCAAGAGAUGAACAUCGAGAUCGUCCCGCCCUAUAUGAUUUCAGCCAAGGAGGCUGUGCGCGAAGGGGCCCCCCCGAACUGGAAGAAGAAAGAGAAGCUGCCCCAAGUCAGCAAAUCCUGGCAUACGACCAUGUGCAACGAGGUCAUCCAAGACUUCCAGGCGUCUGUGCUGCAGGUUUCGGAUUCUCCAUACGAUGAGCAGGUAGCUGCCCAGAUGCCCACCGUCCACUACGAAAUGCCCAACGGUUAUAACACGGACUACGGAGCGGAGCGUCUCCGAAUCCCAGAGGGGCUUUUCGACCCCUCCAAUGUGAAGGGUCUGUCCGGGAAUACCAUGCUGGGGGUCGGCCAUGUGGUCACCACCAGCAUCGGCAUGUGCGACAUCGACAUCCGUCCCGGUCUGUACGGCAGCGUCAUCGUCACUGGCGGGAACACCUUGCUGCAAGGUUUCACAGACCGCCUCAACCGGGAACUGUCUCAGAAAACGCCCCCGAGCAUGCGCCUGAAGCUCAUUGCCAGCAACAGCACUCUAGAGCGGAGGUUCAGCCCUUGGAUUGGGGGGUCCAUCUUGGCUUCUCUAGGCACCUUCCAACAGAUGUGGAUUUCCAAGCAGGAGUAUGAGGAGGGGGGCAAGCAGUGCGUGGAGAGGAAAUGCCCCUGAAAGGACCGCAGACCCACGGCACCCGCCUCUGUG